CUCUCCUCCAAUGGCUCGUUGAAUCGCGAUUGAGGCGUUUAAAGUACCAUAAAAAAUAAGAAAAAAGAAAAAAGAAGGAGAGAGAGAGAGAGAAGAAGAAGAAGAAGAAGAAGAAGAAGAAGGAAGAGGAAGAGGAAGGGGGAUUGAAACCCUAGGGGGAAUUGAGGACGGCUGCCAUGGCGACGCCACAGGCGGGUGACGGGGUCCUCGCCCUGAUGCCGCAGGAGGUGGCGAACUCGGUCGAACCGGCGCCUUCGUCGCCACCGCCGGCGGCGGCGGCGGCGGCGUUACUCAAGGGUUCGGCGGAGAAGUCCCCGAUCCUGAUCUUCCUCUACUUCCAGAAGGCCAUCCGGUCGGAGCUCGACCGCCUCCACCACGACGCCGUCGAGCUCGCCACGGACGGCAGCGGCGACGUCCGCUCCCUUGCGGAGCGCUGCAUCUUCCUAUUCGACAUCUACCAGCACCACUGCAACGCCGAAGACGCGGUUAUCUUUCCAGCUCUUGAUACACGCGUCAAGAAUGUGGCUAGAACGUAUUCUCUAGAGCAUGAAGGGGAAAGCCAUCUUUUCUAUUUUGUGUUUGUUUUAUUAAAGUCACAUAUGACACAUGAUGAUCGUCUUCGGAGAGAACUAGCUCUUCGUAUUGGAGCAAUAAAAGCAUUAUUUAGCCAGCAGAUGCCUAAGGAGGAAAAGCAGGUAUUUGUUUCGGAGGAUCAUUUCCGAAGAGAACUAGCCUCCCGCACUGGAGUCAUAAGAACGGCACUUGUCCAGCAUAUGUGUAAGGAAGAAGAGCAGGUCUUUCCCUUGCUUAUAGAGAAGUAUUUAUUUGAAGAGCAGGCUGAUCUGGUUUGGGAGUUCUUAUGUAGCAUCCCUGUGGAUAUGAUGACAAAGUUCCUUCCUUGGCUUUCAUCUUCUGUUUCACCUGAGGAACACCAAGAUAUGAUCAACUGUUUGAGGAAGAUAGUACCAAACGAAAAACUUCUUAAACAGGUCAUAUUUACUUGGAUUGAAGACAAAAGCAUGGCUGACAUGGGAAAAAGUCAUGUUGAUGAUUCUCUAUCACAGAGUUCUAUUGAUGACACUGAGAAGUAUGCCUGUCUUUCUGAUCUUUCCAGGACUGGGAAGAGAAAACAUGACGAACCAGACAGCAAAGCUAUUGAUCUUGGGUUGUACCCGAUAGAUGAAAUAUUGCAUUGGCAUAAUGCUAUUAGAAAAGAAUUAAAUGAAAUAGCAGAAUGUGCAAGGAAAAUACAGCUUUCUGGAGAUUUAUCUGAUUUGUCUGUCUUCAACACAAGGCUUCAAUUUAUUGCUGAUGUGUGCAUCUUUCAUAGUUAUGCUGAAGACCAAGUAAUAUUUCCAGCAGUAUCAGAUGGAAUGGAAUUCCUUUUGCUGGACCAUGCAAAUGAAAAAAUUCAGUUUAACAAGUUUAGGUGCUUAAUUGAAGAAAUCCAGAGUGCAGAGGCCAAUUCUACUUCUGUAGAAUUCUAUUCUGAGUUUUGUUCGCAUGCUGAUCAAAUAAUGGAUACUAUUCAGAAGCAUUUCCAUAGUGAGGAAGCUGAGGUUCUUCCUCUUGCCAGGAUGCAUUUUUCUUCUGAGAAACAGUGUAAGCUUCUUUUCAGAAGUCUGUGUGUUAUGCCCUUGAAACUGUUAGAGCGUGUUUUACCAUGGUUUGUUGCAAACUUAAGUGAUAAGGAGGCAAGUCAGUUUCUCCAGAAUAUGCAUCUAGCUGCCUCAUCAUCUGAAGAUGCACUGGUCACCCUUUUUUCCGGUUGGGCGUGCAAGGGUAGGAGCGAGGAUAUUACCAGAUCUGGCAAGUUCAUAUGCUUGACUUCAAAAGCAAUCUGUUGCUUCCCUUUAGAAGACGGUACUGAGUCGGAAGAAGAUUGCAGACAUAAUUUCUGUUCAUGUUCUUGUCUACUUGGGUGUGAGAAAGGCUUGACAAUUCUGAAAUCUGAGAACAAUGCUAGGCCUAUUAAACGAGGCAACUUUUCAGGAUUAUAUGGAAAUUCUGGUGAAAUCAACACUUCAGAAAGUAAUGAAAUCUACAGUGUGUCAUGUAGCCAAAAGUCAUGCUGUGUACCAGCGCUGGGAGUUGCUAGCGCCAACACUGGAAUAAGUUCACCUGAUGUUUCAAAGUCUCUGCUUUUUUCAUCUUACAAUUCUUCUGCCCCUUACUUUAAGUCCAGUCUCUUUGUUCCAGAGAUGGAAUUGAAUUUAUGUAGUAUAGAGAACACUUUGAGGCCAAUUGACAACAUAUUUAAAUUUCAUAAGGCGAUUAGCAAAGAUGUGAAGUAUUUGGAUGAUGAAUCCGGAAACCUUAUACCUUAUGUUGAUACUGUUCUUCGGCAGUUCAGUGGAAGAUUUCGCUUGUUAUGGGGUCUAUACAGAGCUCAUAGUAAUGCUGAGGAUGAUAUUGUUUUCCCAGCUUUAGAAUCAAGAGAAACACUUCAUAAUGUGAGUCAUUCAUACACCCUUGACCACAAGCAGGAAGAAAAGCUAUUUAGAGAUAUUUCUGUGGUGCUUUUAGAGCUCUCACAACUGCAUGAUGGCUUGGGAAUGAACAUCAGUAAAGAUACUGCAAGGGGAAGCAAUUCUGAUUCUCAUGUAGUUGAUCAGACUAGAAAACAUAAUGAGCUUGUCACUAAGCUUCAAGGAAUGUGCAAAUCUCUACGAGUUACUCUUGAUAAUCAUAUCUUCAGAGAAGAGCUUGAAUUAUGGCCAUUAUUUGACAAGCAUUUUUCAGUGGAUGAGCAAGAUAAGAUUGUUGGACGAAUAAUAGGAACAACAGGUGCAGAGGUCCUCCAAUCGAUGCUACCAUGGGUAACUUCUGCUCUUAGUCAAGAGGAACAGAAUAAGAUGAUGGAUACAUGGAGACAGGCAACCAAAAACACCAUGUUUAAUGAGUGGCUAAAUGAGUGGUGGAAGGAUACUCCCUCAUUGUCUACAGAUGCAACAGAGAGUUCUGGUCUUCCAAAAGAGGCUGAUCACCAAGAAAGUCUCGAGCAAAGUGACCAGAUGUUCAAGCCUGGUUGGAAUAAUAUAUUUAGGAUGAAUCAGAAUGAGCUUGAAUCAGAGAUAAGGAAGGUUUCACGAGAUCCAACAAUUGAUCCACGAAGAAAGGCAUAUCUUAUACAAAACUUAAUGACAAGUCGCUGGAUAGCUGCUCAGCAGAAAUUACCUCAGGCUAGAACUGAGGAAGCUACAGAAGGAGAAGACAUACCUGGAUGCUCUCCAUCCUUUCGAGAUCCGGAGAAACAAAUAUUUGGCUGUGAGCAUUACAGGAGGAACUGCAAACUUGUUGCUGCAUGUUGUAACAAAUUGUUCACAUGCAGAUUUUGCCAUGACAAAGUCAGUGAUCAUUCAAUGGACAGAAAAGCAACAAGUGAAAUGAUGUGUAUGCGUUGUUUGAAGGUUCAACCAGUUGGUCCAACUUGCAGGACACCUUCCUGUGCUGGAUUCUCGAUGGCGAAGUAUUAUUGCAAUAUCUGCAAGUUUUUUGAUGAUGAAAGAAAUGUGUACCACUGCCCAUUUUGCAACUUAUGUCGUGUUGGAAAAGGACUUGGCAUAGACUUCUUUCAUUGCAUGACAUGCAAUUGUUGCUUGGGUAUGAAAUUGAAGGAGCACAAGUGCCGGGAGAAAGGUCUAGAGACAAACUGUCCGAUUUGUUGUGAUUUUCUGUUUACAUCAAGUGCAGCAGUAAGAGCUCUGCGCUGUGGACAUUUCAUGCAUUCUGCAUGCUUCCAAGCGUACACUUGCAGUCAUUACACCUGCCCAAUUUGCAGCAAAUCCUUGGGAGACAUGGCCGUGUACUUUGGCAUGAUUGAUGCCUUGUUGGCUGCUGAAGAGCUUCCUGAAGAGUAUCGGGAUCGAUGUCAGGACAUACUAUGUAACGACUGUGGCAAAAAGGGAACAUCUCGCUUUCACUGGCUUUACCACAAAUGUGGUUUUUGUGGUUCUUACAAUACCAGGGUGAUCAAGACCGACACAACCAGUUGCUUCACUUGAGAUUAGCGCAGGAAUCCCCUUGUUUUUGUUCAAUAUAUUUUUUUUCUUCAUCUGUGUAAAUAUACAGUUAGGAGCAACUUCUACAUCUGUGCUGUAGCACUCAUAGUCCAUAGCCUAUCCCAUUUUUUCACAAAUGCAGCAAGGGGCAAUUAUUUGUAUUUGAAAAUACUUGUUUUGCCUACUCUGGUCUUUAGUCUUUGUACUAGUGAGGCCUCUCAUUUCUUUUUGAUCCUCUUAAAAUGGAAGAUGAUGGAUGUACCUCAUUCCACAGUGGAAAUUUUGAUCAACAGGAGAGUUCAAAUAUCAA
This is a messenger RNA of Musa acuminata AAA Group (dessert banana), 4311 nucleotides long. Its product is annotated as zinc finger protein BRUTUS. Lineage: Eukaryota; Viridiplantae; Streptophyta; Magnoliopsida; Zingiberales; Musaceae. The transcript is spliced from 14 exons. The record is from RefSeq and is a predicted model, not a curated record. The coding region runs from base 177 to 4004 and encodes 1275 amino acids. Gene Ontology annotation, molecular function: zinc ion binding.